Paralichthys olivaceus (Japanese flounder) is the source of this 3322-nucleotide messenger RNA. RefSeq names its product matrilin 1 (gene matn1). The record is from RefSeq and is a predicted model, not a curated record. Gene Ontology annotation, molecular function: calcium ion binding. NCBI's taxonomy places the organism in Eukaryota, Metazoa, Chordata, Actinopteri, Pleuronectiformes, Paralichthyidae.
AAUAGGGUGAGAAGUUAUGCAGAAACUUUACUUAGUCUGGAUCUGAAUGUGGUAACUUUGCAUAUUCUGUAUAUGAAGAUGGAUGACAUGUCUCCACUUCCUCCCACUAUCCAGAAAUGAAGCUAAAAUACCCUGGAUACAAGCACUGCCAUGAUAAUGAAACACACACUCUGCCCAUCAGAAUUCAGCCUCAAUUGUCAAUCAUAUCCCCAAUCCCCCUGCUUUUAUAGCAUCAAAUAACCAAUUAAAACCAAACAUAGUGGAAAAUGAACACUUGAACAUACAUCACACAGGAGGAGUUCCUGUGUCUGUUAACGGUCCACACCUCUGGUGUUAAGAUCAUUUGAUUGAUGUGAGACAUGCUGCUGAUAUCACUCAUAUCGGAUGCAUCUCUAGACCACAAGGGGGCGCCGUUCUUCGGUGUGAGACGACCAUGACUGGAGGAACUCCCUUCGCCCUGCUCUGUCUGCUUUCUACCUUCUCACUCCAGGACCGUCCACGGACGUGCUCUCCCUCUGCGUUAAGUCGUCACCCCUGUCGCUGUCGCCAUGACGCCUACCCCGCCGCUGUUCAUGCUGCUGUUGCUUGGGCUAAUGGGAGCCCAUGCCACCGUAGACGUCCGCACAGCCGCCGCCAUGGCGGCAGGUUUGUGCAAAACCCGUCCCACAGACAUCGUGUUCAUCAUCGACAGCAGUCGCAGCGUUCGUCCUUCAGAGUUUGAGCAAGUCAAGGUCUUCCUGGCGAAGGUCAUUGAAGGCCUGGACGUCGGACCCAAUGCAACCCGCGUGGGAGUUGUCAACUAUGCCAGCCGUGUCAAGAACGAGGUGUCUCUUAAGACUCACCGCACCAAAGCUGGACUGAUCAAGGCCGUGACCAAGAUCGAGCCGCUGUCCACUGGAACAAUGACUGGACUGGCCAUCCAGUUCGCCCUGAACGUGGCCUUCAGCGAGGGCGAGGGCGCUCGUGUCAAAUCUCCCGAUAUCAGCAAGGUUGCCAUCAUUGUGACAGAUGGGCGUCCCCAGGACAACGUAAAAGACAUUGCUGUCCGUGCCCGUGAUGCCGGCAUUGAGAUUUUUGCCAUCGGUGUGGGACGUGUGGAUAUGAGCACUCUGAAGCAGAUGGCCAGUGAGCCUAUGGACGACCAUGUGGACUACGUGGAGAGCUACAGCGUCAUCGAGAAGCUCACCAAGAAGUUCCAAGAGGCCUUCUGUGUGUCCGACCUGUGUGCCACUGGGGAUCAUGAUUGUGAGCAGGUAUGCAUCAGCAGCCCUGGAUCAUACAAGUGUGCCUGCAAAGAUGGCUUUACCCUCAUGGACAAUGGUCGCAGCUGCAGUGCUUGCAGCAACUCUGCAACAGAUGUGGUGUUCCUGAUUGACGGCUCUAAGAGUGUUCGUCCUGAGAACUUUGAGCUGGUGAAGAAGUGGAUCAACCAGAUCAUCGACAAACUGGAUGUGUCUGACAGCAAGGCUCACGUUGGACUGGUGCAGUACUCCAGCUCAGUCAAAGAGGAGUUUCCCCUGGGUCGCUACAACAACAAGAAGGACCUGAAGGAUGCUGUGAAGAAGAUGGCCUACAUGGAGAGGGGAACCAUGACAGGUCAGGCCCUCCGCUAUAUGCUCGAUAACAGCUUCAACACAGGUCACGGUGCCCGGCCCGGAGUCACCAAGGUGGGCAUUGUGUUCACUGACGGACGCAGCCAGGACUACAUCGGAGACGCUGCAAAGAAGGCCAAGGAAAAUGGCUUUAAGAUGUAUGCUGUGGGAGUGGGCAAUGCAGUGGAGGAUGAGUUGAAAACGAUUGCCUCUGAGCCAACUGCAGAGCACUACUUCUACACCGCUGACUUCAAGGCCAUGACCCAGAUCGCCAAGAAACUGCAGAUUAACAUCUGCCAAGAGGAUGACCCUUGCGAAUGCGACUCCCUCGUAAAGUUCCAAAAGAAAGUAGAAGAUGCUCUACAGGCACUAACAAAAAAAUUAGAGAGCAUGUCGAAGAGGAUCGCCUUGCUGGAGAACAAAAUCGUCUGAGGACUCAAAACCCACUUUCCCCUCUACAUCUGCACACUCACUCACGUACUUACACAACACACACAAAAGUUUUUUUACUUCCUGUAAAAUGCUGAAGAGGAAACCGUGCAUGUGUGUAUAUGAAGCCUGACCUCUGCCUGUAUCCUGAAACUCUCCCAAACCACCUCUGCCUCCUCCUUUUCUUGGUCUUUACCUCCUUCACCCUUUGGUCUCCUGGGACACGAAGCGCUGGUUGCCAAGGGGACCACACCUUUGUGUGUGCGUGCGCUCUGAAAGUCAUCCUCCAUAGCCAGCCUGUGCGUUUGUUAAUAAAACUCUUCCCUCAUAGGGAAAUGGUGACAGUUCGCUGAAGGUUUGUUUCCUUAGUUGCUGCCACAAUGUUGAAUCUUUCCAAACCGCAGUCUGUGUUGUUUAUGUCAAUAGAGAAGCAGCACAUCACCUUCACUUGUCUGUUUAUAUGUCACUGUCAUCUUUCCUUCUCUAUCUUCACCUUUCUUCUCUUCCCCACACACAAAGGUAUCUAAUAUUAUAAAUGGUAUAUAUAUACAGGUAAAUUAAUAUAAGAUAUAUGUCUGGAAAUAAGGGUACACCAUUGAUGUUUUUUAUUUUCCUAAAUAAAGGUGAUUCAGGAAGUAAAUAUUUUAAAAUUGUGAAACUAUUUUUUACAUAAACUUACACAAAGAGUAAUGCACAUAUACACACAGUUUCAGUUCAUCUAUUUUAUCUCUGUGGUCUUUGGCUAUUAAAGGUGGGCUUCAGGGACCAGGAGGGCUACAUGGAUGUUCCCAACAAAAUGGUGAAUGGCUUCAAUUCACUGCAGAAUUGCAACUUGGUCAUAAAAACUAUCGUGUAGGGCUAAACUUCCUCUCAAACUGCAAUGAUCUGGACAAAGUCAGAGGUGGAUCAACAGUCUAUUGCUGAUCUUUUGAGUUUCUGUUUUUUUCACUGACACAUAAUGUGAAUCAGUUAACGAUUUAUUGUCAGUAAAUGAUUGAUUGAAUUUGUUUAUCAAGAAACUAUUAAAAAUGCAAAAUAUGUGCUACAAUAUAAGUUUCAUAUUAUGAAAUCAAAGCUUUUUUGCUCGACAGUUUAGGCUGUGGUAGGUGUGAUGGGCAUUUAUACACCAUGUAAUCCGAUUAAUGGGAAAUAAAAGUAUCAGCACAUUAACGUGUACAUUUAUAGAACAUGAAUAUUGAAUAUUGCAAACAGAUAUACUGUGUGUAAAAUUGUAUUAUAUAAUUUAUUUCAUUUGUUUACUACCAUUAUUUGUGGUGUGUUUGGAGUGAGUUUUAUUCUAG